UCAAGAAUGUUAUGUUACUGGUAGUCAAGAAAGAUGUGGCUACAAAACUAUUAUAUAUAGAGAGCCCAAUCAAGCGUAGCUAGAGACUGAAAACAAGUGCUUUUCGGUAGUAACAAAAUAGGAUUAUGGGAGUAGUGAAGCUUUAUGGUGCUAGGGGAAGCCCUUUUAGUAGUAGAAUAGAUGUAGCUUUGAAACUCAAAGGUAUUGUAUACAAAUAUUAUAAAGAAGAUUUGAAGAACAAGAGUGGUUCUCUCCUCAAAUACAACCCAAUUCACAAGAAGGUCCCUGCCUUUGUCCACAAUGAAAAACCCUUAGCAGAGUCACUUGUCAUUCUUGAAUACAUCGAUGAGACAUGGAAAACUCAUCCCUUCUUACCUCAACACCCCUACGAAAGAGCUCAAGCCCGAUUUUGGAGUCGCUUCAUCGAUGACAAGGUCGAGCCAACGGCAUGGAAAGCGCUUUGGGUGAAGGAAGAGCAGAAAAAGACAGUAGAAGAAGCAACUAAGUACCUGGAGUUUCUAGAGAAAGAGCUGAAAGGCAACUACUUUGGAGGAGAAAGCAUUGGGAUGGUGGACAUAGCAGGAAACUUCAUAGCCCAAUGGAUCCCAGCUCUACAAGAGCUUGUGGGAGUAGAGAUAUUGACAGAGGCUAAGUUUCCCAAGCUCUGUAAAUGGAGCCAUCAUUUUGCUACUCAUCCUGUGGUCAAGGAAGUAUCACCCUCUAAAGAAGAACUCAUUGCUAUCUUUAGGCCUCGUUUGAACACCACCAACUGAAAAACAUUUAGUUUUUAUCUUAUCAUAAUAAAUAAUUAUAUAUAUAUAUUUAUAUACUCAAAGAAGAAGACUUCUAGAAGUCAUUACUUGUCUUUUAAUAAUUAAGCUCUCAAUGUGUUCCAAAUCUACAGUUUUCUUUUUACAAUAAAGAUUUUCACUGUAAUCCAAAGUUUAUUGAGAAUAUCUUAGGGUUAAAGAAACAAAUUGUCAGUAAAAUAUGGAAUUUGAUUUUGUUAUA
Molecule: messenger RNA, 1011 nt
Organism: Humulus lupulus (European hop)
Lineage: Eukaryota; Viridiplantae; Streptophyta; Magnoliopsida; Rosales; Cannabaceae
Product: probable glutathione S-transferase
Exons: 2
Coding region: 126-773 (215 amino acids)
Biological process (GO): glutathione metabolic process
Cellular component (GO): cytoplasm
Molecular function (GO): glutathione transferase activity
Source: RefSeq, a predicted model, not a curated record